UGGAGGAGCCUGGGCGAAUCGAUGUUUUCCGUUCCUCCAUUGGCCAGGCCUUGGGGAAUGUCUUCGAGGUUUUAGCUUGGGACUGCAACACUGUUCGCUGGAGCCUGGACCCGUAACCUAUCGAGAAGAGGGACUAAGAAGAAGAAUGGAUGCAGCUCUGGAAGAGAAAAGCAGAAAGAGGAAACAGCCACAAAAUGAACUUUUCAGAGGGUCUGGGGAAGGUACAGUCACUAGAAAUCCAGAUAAUGAAGAGAGUCACCCUAAGUGGAAGAAAGCUCGCUUAUCUACCAAAUUAUUUGUUAACAACUGCGAAAUAAGCCAUGAUAAGCUACGUGAACUGCUGAAGUCUGCAGCAUUGGGAAAACAGCAUGAAUCCACUGAACAAGAGGUUUCUAAUUUGGGCUGGUGCCAUCUUUCACACCCAAAGCAUCUGAACAGUGUGGUGGUUAUUGUUCUUCAGGGAGUAAGUCAACUGCAUUUUUACAAGUUCUAUUUGCAGUUCAAACACCUCCGAAAGGCAUUCAAACAUAGAUUCCGUUUGCCAGCUCCAUCAGCCAAUUUUCUAGCAGAUAUUAUUGGAGAACAACCUAAUGGAAAUAAAGAAGAAAGAAUCCUGUCUACAUCCAGCACCAUGCAAGUGUCAUCAUCUUCUCUUGCUAACCCACAAGCCAUCAUCGACCUGCAAAAUGAUCCCAUCAUUCAGAAAUACGGACAUGAAAAAGUAGGUUUGGUCAGAUGCCUAUUGACCAAAGAAGAGAUGAAAAAAUUUGACUUUCCACUCCAAGGUUUGGCUAAUUGUAAAAAUUUUGUUUCCACUGAAUGUGUUGGUCCAGUAAGCGACAGCAGUCCUCUUUUUGGACUAGACUGUGAAAUGUGCCUUACACCAAAUGGAAAUGAACUCACACGAGUUUCAUUAGUUGAUGCAAAAGGCCAUUGUGUCAUGGAUGAGCUUGUCAAACCUGACAACAAGAUUCUGAACUAUCUCACCAGGUUCUCAGGCAUCACAAGGAAGAUUCUUAAACCUGUGACCACAAAACUUAGAGAUGUCCAGGCCAAGUUAAAGAAGCUACUCCCUCCAGAUGCGGUAUUAGUGGGCCAUUCCCUAAAUGCAGACCUUCAAGCCUUACAAAUGAUACAUCCCAAUGUUAUUGACACUUCAUUGCUUUUUGUGAGAGAUUUGGGACGAAGAUUUAAGCUUAAGUUCUUAGCCAAAGCUGUUUUAGGAAAGGAAAUACAGUGCCCUGACAGGGUUGGCCAUGAUUCCACAGAAGAUGCUAUGGCAACCCUUGAAUUGGCUCAGUAUUUUAUUAAACAUGGCCCAAGGAAGAUUGCAGAAAUGAAGCUGGAUACAGCAGUAAACUCCCAACAAUUUCUGGCAAGUCCAAAACAGAAAAACACAUCGCCCUUGUGCCCCAGUGGACCCCAUAAAGAAGCAAGACCCUCAACAGAUGCAACAUGGCAGAAGAAUGCAGGUAUCUUAGAGUGUUUGGACUUGGCUGGUCGGAAACUCCUCUUCCUGUCCCAGAAAGCAGGUGGCAGCACAUUUAUGUCUUCCAGAUUCUGCCAGAGUAUUCUAUGUGCUUCUGAUGAGGAGGUUCUAGAGCAAGCCCAAGCAGAAGUCCCUCUAUCCUCCUUCAGCGUCAUCCAAUUCUCACAGUGGCCACAUCCUCUCCCACCCAGCCUCACUGUUGAGAUGCAUAAAAAGAUGAAAGUCAAGUGGGCAGAAAUGUCAACUGUCUAUGCAGGGCCAUUUGGGGAAAAUUUCUGCCUUAAGCCUCUGAAGAAGUUGUUUGCAAGCUUUGGUCCUAUCCAUUCAUUGGAAAUUGUUCUUGAAACUGUUGAGCCCUACCUUUGCAUCCAGUAUGGAAUACUAGAAGCUGCCCAGCUGGCCAUAGAGACUUUGAAUGGUGCAUGUGUCCAGGGGGCCCGGAUCAAGGUGCAGAGACCAGUGCAAGAGCUCACUCUGGACUGUGACACCAUAGUGAGCACCCUGGAGACAGACCCAGAGAAUGAAAGUACUAUUUAUGUGAAUGGCAUGAAGGAGAAUUAUACUGAAGAGGACAUGACUCAAAAGUUUAGUCUCUUGCCUGGUCUGGAAGCUGUCUUCUUGCCUGUGGAUCCCCAAAGCAAAAAACACAAAAAGUAUUGUUUCCUAAAAUUUAGAAGCUCUGAAUGUACCCAGAGUUCCCUGAAAAUUCUUCAGGGUCCAACUGGUCUCAGCUGGAAGUUGGUAUGCAGAAGAGCCUUGACCCCCACCCACCUCCAUGAGUGGAUCUGUCACUCCUGCCCUGACACUGUCCCACUAGUCUCAACGGAAAAGUCUCCUUUAGUAAAUAAGGGAGAAGAACUGAAGAUAGCCAUGAGUCGGUUAGAUGAAAGGGUCAAGAAGCUCCACAGGAGGCUGCCACCCAGUACUCUCUGCAUUGUUCUUCUGCCAGGAACAAAGAGUGUUCAUGGAUCAUCAACUGGCCUGGGGCUAAUAUCAAUAAAUGAUGAUGAUAUUAAAAGUGCCACCUCAGAGGUACUUUAGUGGGUUGCCAGCCAGGAUGACAACUCCUUUCCUGCUAACAUUUCCCAUCUUGCUGCACCACCUUAGCAACAUGGGAAUAGAAGAAACUUGCAUCUGUCCACCUUCAAUUGCCAGUUGCAUACACAUGGAUGGUACAAGCUGGGCGCUGGGUAAAAAGCAGGCAGAUCCUUUUAUCAGUCAUUUCUCAAUUUGUGAGAAAUAUAUUUUAUGGGAUGGUAGCCAUAAAGCCGAUUCUGUUAGGAAAUUGGAUAUGUAUCCCAAAGGGGAAAAAAAUCCAAAAGACUUGAUGCAUAAACCUUUUGCAAAAGGAGGUAUUAAAUGGUGGCCAGGUCCAAGGCACCCAUGGCCCAUUGUGCUAUAGGAAUACUUUUGCAAUUCCCUCGUAACUCAGCACAACCUCAGUCCCAUUUUUAGGUGGGUAAAAAUCUCCAGACAUGGGGGGAAAAUCUUUUAAGUCUCCCUUUUUUUGUCUAUUUACAGUCUCUAAUAGAACUCUGGGCUACAAUAUUCCACUUCACUAACAGGUAUCUUCGCCUAACACACUCAGAUGUUUUUAACCUGGGAUCCACAGAUCUCAAAAGGAUCGAUGAACUUGGAUGGGAAAAAAAAAUUACAUUUUUAUUUUCACUAACCUUUGGCUUCCUUUGUAAUCUUUUGUAUUAUAUUUUAUUCAUUUAAAAACUUUCUGAGAAGGGAUCUUUGGUUUUAACCAGAACGUCAAAAAGGUAAAUGACAAAGUUAAGAUUUCUGAUCUAACACUUGAUAAUCUUCAUCCUGAAAUUUUCUUAGGUUUACAUCAAAUUAAUAAAAAUUAAAAAUCA
Molecule: messenger RNA, 3351 nt
Organism: Antechinus flavipes (yellow-footed antechinus)
Lineage: Eukaryota; Metazoa; Chordata; Mammalia; Dasyuromorphia; Dasyuridae
Gene: REXO5
Product: RNA exonuclease 5
Exons: 20
Coding region: 146-2530 (794 amino acids)
Cellular component (GO): nucleus
Molecular function (GO): RNA binding; exonuclease activity
Source: RefSeq, a predicted model, not a curated record